Molecule: messenger RNA, 3080 nt
Organism: Kogia breviceps (pygmy sperm whale)
Lineage: Eukaryota; Metazoa; Chordata; Mammalia; Artiodactyla; Physeteridae
Gene: BCL11A
Product: BCL11 transcription factor A
Biological process (GO): regulation of transcription by RNA polymerase II; negative regulation of dendrite development
Cellular component (GO): nucleus
Molecular function (GO): DNA-binding transcription factor activity; RNA polymerase II cis-regulatory region sequence-specific DNA binding
Source: RefSeq, a predicted model, not a curated record
GUUCGCAGGGACGUCACGUCCGCACUUGAACUUGCAGCUCAGGGGGGCUUUUGCCAUUUUUUUCAUCUCUCUCUCUUUCUCUCUCUCUCCCCCUCUAUCUCUCCUCUCUCUCUCUCUCUUUUUUUUUUUGCUUAAAAAAAAAAGCCAUGACGGCUCUCCCACAAUUCAUCUUCCCUGCGCCAUCUUUGUAUUAUUUCUAAUUUAUUUUGGAUGUCAAAAGGCACUGAUGAAGAUAUUUUCUCUGGAGUCUCCUUCUUUCUAACCCGGCUCUCCCGAUGUGAACCGAGCCGUCGUCCGCCCGCCGCCGCCGCCGCCGCCGCCGCCCGCCCCGCAGUCCACCAUGUCUCGCCGCAAGCAAGGCAAACCCCAGCACUUAAGCAAACGGGAAUUCUCGCCCGAACCUCUUGAAGCCAUUCUUACAGAUGAUGAACCAGACCACGGCCCUUUGGGAGCUCCAGAAGGGGACCAUGACCUCCUCACGUGUGGGCAGUGCCAGAUGAACUUCCCAUUGGGGGACAUUCUUAUUUUUAUCGAGCACAAACGGAAACAAUGCAAUGGCAGCCUCUGCUUAGAAAAAGCUGUGGAUAAGCCACCUUCCCCUUCACCAAUCGAGAUGAAAAAAGCAUCCAAUCCCGUGGAGGUUGGCAUCCAGGUCACGCCAGAGGAUGACGAUUGUUUAUCAACGUCAUCUAGAGGAAUUUGCCCCAAACAGGAACACAUAGCAGAUAAACUUCUGCACUGGAGGGGCCUCUCCUCCCCUCGUUCUACACACGGAGCUCUAAUCCCCACGCCCGGGAUGAGUGCAGAAUAUGCCCCGCAGGGUAUUUGUAAAGAUGAGCCCAGCAGCUACACAUGUACAACUUGCAAACAGCCAUUCACCAGUGCAUGGUUUCUCUUGCAACACGCACAGAACACUCAUGGAUUAAGAAUCUACUUAGAAAGCGAACACGGAAGUCCCCUGACCCCGCGGGUUGGUAUCCCUUCAGGACUAGGUGCAGAAUGUCCUUCCCAGCCACCUCUCCAUGGGAUUCAUAUUGCAGACAAUAACCCCUUUAACCUGCUAAGAAUACCAGGAUCAGUAUCCAGAGAGGCUUCCGGCCUGGCAGAAGGGCGCUUUCCACCCACUCCCCCCCUGUUUAGUCCACCACCGAGACAUCACUUGGACCCCCACCGCAUAGAGCGCCUGGGGGCGGAAGAGAUGGCCCUGGCCACCCAUCACCCGAGUGCCUUUGACAGGGUGCUGCGGUUGAAUCCAAUGGCUAUGGAGCCUCCCGCCAUGGAUUUCUCUAGGAGACUUAGAGAGCUGGCAGGGAACACGUCUAGCCCACCGCUGUCCCCAGGCCGGCCCAGCCCUAUGCAAAGGUUACUGCAACCAUUCCAGCCAGGUAGCAAGCCGCCCUUCCUGGCGACGCCCCCACUCCCUCCUCUGCAAUCCGCCCCUCCUCCCUCCCAGCCCCCGGUCAAGUCCAAGUCAUGCGAGUUCUGCGGCAAGACGUUCAAAUUUCAGAGCAACCUGGUGGUGCAUCGGCGCAGCCACACGGGCGAGAAGCCCUACAAGUGCAACCUGUGCGACCACGCGUGCACACAGGCCAGCAAACUGAAGCGCCACAUGAAGACGCACAUGCACAAGUCGUCCCCCAUGACGGUCAAGUCCGACGAUGGCCUCUCCACCGCCAGCUCCCCGGAACCCGGCACCAGCGACCUGGUGGGCAGCGCCAGCAGCGCGCUCAAGUCCGUGGUGGCCAAGUUCAAGAGCGAGAACGACCCCAACUUGAUCCCGGAGAAUGGGGACGAGGAGGAAGAGGAGGACGACGAGGAAGAGGAAGAAGAGGAGGAAGAGGAGGAGGAGGAGCUGACGGAGAGCGAGAGGGUGGACUACGGCUUCGGGCUGAGCCUGGAGGCGGCGCGCCACCACGAGAACAGCUCGCGGGGCGCGGUGGUGGGCGUGGGCGACGAGGGCCGUGCCCUGCCCGACGUCAUGCAGGGCAUGGUGCUCAGCUCCAUGCAGCACUUCAGCGAGGCCUUCCACCAGGUCCUGGGCGAGAAGCAUAAGCGCGGCCACCUGGCCGAGGCCGAGGGCCACAGGGACACAUGCGACGAAGACUCGGUGGCCGGCGAGUCGGACCGCAUAGACGAUGGCACUGUUAACGGCCGCGGCUGCUCCCCGGGCGAGUCGGCCUCGGGGGGCCUGUCCAAAAAGCUGCUGCUGGGCAGCCCCAGCUCGCUGAGCCCCUUCUCCAAGCGCAUCAAGCUCGAGAAGGAGUUCGACCUGCCCCCGGCCGCGAUGCCCAACACGGAGAAUGUGUACUCGCAGUGGCUCGCCGGCUACGCGGCCUCCAGGCAGCUCAAAGAUCCCUUCCUUAGCUUCGGAGACUCCAGACAAUCGCCUUUCGCCUCCUCGUCGGAGCACUCCUCGGAGAACGGAAGCUUGCGCUUCUCCACGCCGCCCGGGGAGCUGGACGGAGGGAUCUCGGGGCGCAGCGGCACGGGAAGUGGAGGGAGCACGCCCCAUAUUAGUGGUCCGGGCCCGGGCAGGCCCAGCUCAAAAGAGGGCAGACGCAGCGACACUUGUUCUUCACACACCCCCGUUCGGCGUAGUACCCAGAGAGCUCAAGAUGUGUGGCAGUUUUCGGAUGGAAGCUCGAGAGCCCUUAAGUUCUGAGAAAAUUUGAACCCCCAGGGGCGGGGUGGACGUGUGCCGCCCAGCCGACAUCUGCGUGGUCUGUCAUCCUGCUAGUUUGUGAUGUUUUCUGACAGUAGACUCCAAGAAGCCGUUGUGCGAAGACAGAGUCCUGCAGCGUCCUUCCUACCCGGGCCUGCAGUGCCAUUUUAUUUAUAUUUUUUAAUAAAAAGUAAAAACAAAAAAACAGACCCACAUUGGAACAGUGAAUCAGUCCCAUAUUGAGGGCCCAUGGACCAUCGCUGUCCUGAGUGCCGUCCUGGCCCUUCUGAGACCAGCCAACCUAAUUCCCCGUAUUGUGGAAAUGCGCAUGAGUCCCCCAGACCCCUUGUUUCUAUACAUUCUAUGUUGUCUUUUAAAAAGUGUGCUUAACAUUGACACAAUAAAUGUUGGAGCUUUA